GUUUGUUAUUGCGCAUGUCAUACUCAGUGUUAACCGCUUUCAAAGUAGAGAAGUAGUGUUGGUAAAUUCUAAUAUAAUAAAUUAAGCAAUAAUUAGAAAAAUGCGUGAAAUUGUUCAUUUACAAGCUGGUCAAUGCGGAAACCAGAUAGGCGCCAAGGUAAUAAAGGAAUUACUUUUCUCUGAUCAAAAAUGCGUUCGUUUUAACCAGUUAUCAUAGGCUGUAGGCAUAGCCUAGUACUAGUAAAUACUAAAUGCGCAGAACGGUUGACGAGUAUGCGAGUCAUUGAGUUCAGUAGGUAAAUUAUCGUUUCAGCAAAUAAUUAUUACCAAUACAUUUCAUUUCAAGAUGCCAGGUUCAACUUUGGUGCUUAGCUGUACACUGUACUAUGUCAGUUACUAAGAAAACAGAAACAUUUCGGGUUAUCACUUCUUUUAAUAUGAGACUAAAACUAAAGUAAGACUAUAGGCCUAGUCUAGUAAAUACGCAGUACGUGAGACGUGAGUCAUUGAUUUUGAUUGAGUUCAGUAGGUAAAUUAUCGUUUCACCAAAUAAUUAUUAGGCUAAACAAUAAAUUUCAAGAUGCCAAGUUCAACUUUGUGGUGCGUAUCUGCACUAUGUCAGUUACAAAGAAAACGGUACAAUUUCGGGUUAUCACUUCUUUUAAAUAUUAAAAUAAUAAUAUUAAUAUCAAUGAUUCUCACACUCAAAUGACAGCUUGGGGGACGGUGCGCAAUUGAGCAGUUGAUGAUUUUUAUUUUGAAGAAAAAAAAGGCUUGAAAGAAAAUCUCUAAGUCUGCAGCACUGCAGCUAAAUUAUUGGCAGAAAGUUGCACCAGGGCAAGACUUGAAUCAAGCAACUCUCAAUCUGUGUUAUAAGUUAGUUAUAUCUAUUAAUUUAAAUGAAAAAGACAAUAAUUGCCAAAUCAUGUUGGCAAUUGUUUGCAAAAUUAUUCAAGACACCUUUGUCACAAGUUAUUUUUGAAAUGUAAAAAUUAAUCAAUAAUUAAUUUACUUACAUUUUCGCAUUUAAAUUAGCCUAAUGUUUGAAUAGAGUCACCAAGUGAUUAUCAGAAUGUAAAAAUUAAUUCCUACCUAGGUCCAGGAGGUUCUUAAAGAAUAGUUACAAUCACAUCCGCAAUCUCCUGAAGAAUAAUCACCUAAAGUAAGCCUAAAGGCAUUCAACAAUAGGCCCCUUAGUCUUAGCCUUAGGCCUAUACUAUAUAACUUUUUGCAAUGGCAAGUGUUCUCAAAAGAGCCAUUUCAUGUUUUAGCAUUUCCUUCAAAACAAUAUCUACAACUAACCAGACUCCUUAGCAUGCAAAUGGCAUGGCCACCACUGUGUGGCACUUAGGAUUUAUAAUAUCAAUCAUUCAGUGUCACUGUUAAGGCUGUUAAGAUGGCUCACAUUCAGGAGUAGAUACCUGCAGCAUUAAUUUAUAUGCCAGUAAUUUUAGGCCUAUACUAUAAGACACUUUGAGAUGGAAAAGUGAUGUAAAAUAAAUAAUCAUUACUAACUUGAUGAUUCUUCUAGAGUGGGAAACACUCUAGUCUAGAGUGUUUCCCAACCAUAUUUGCCCCAUGUUUGUCUCUUCACACCAACACACACACUCACACCCCAUUAGAAGAGCUUUUUAAAAAUAUAUUGGUUUCCUUGCAACCUUCAGACUUCAGGGUAAAUGGAAUUAUAAUUUUCACUUCCUGCGCCUUGAGCCUUGAGAUUCAAGUUGUAAGAUAAAAAAAAAAUAUAGACUAAUUUACAAUAUAUGUGAAAUAUAAUUGUAUUGAAUUUAAAUACAUAUGGUGGUGAACAAAAAAAUUGGGCUAACUUAAAAAGAAGUGACUUGUCUAACAUUGCCCACUAUUUCACCAACAUUGGGAAAUACUGGUAGGCUAUGCUGCUAUACUAUACUAUAUAAUCAAGCCCAGUGAUGAUUGCCAUCACAUAGCAACGGGAGGCCCUGGGCAAAGUAAUGCACUGAGCCCCUUGGCAUUGCCCAGGUAGGCCCAUUCGUUAAGCGGUACUACUAAUGGAGCACUGGCCCAUAUCUAAAUUUUUGGCGGUUGCCAUGUUGAUUUGUUGAAUUGACUAAACAAGUAAACAAUAUAUUUACAAUAAAUAAAAAUGAUGUAAAUAUUUUAAUUUCUAUAAAUAAAUGUAUUAUAAUUUAAUUAUAUUUAUGAUAAUGAUUAUCAGUAAUAGUCCUUACCCGGUACUAAUUUGUUCAAAACCAAUAUGAGAAAUGGGGGAAAAUGUAAACUGUUUGAUAAAAUUAUUUUUAUUCUUCUAUUAUUUCUGUUUGAACAAAUUGGCUUUGUGCUAAUUUCCAGAAGCAAUUUAUGCUAGAUACAUUGUCUCAUUAAAACAUUUAUCAUCCAACACUUAAUCAUCAUAUUUAACAUUAUAAUUAAAAAUUUAUAAAUAAUUUUCAGUUCUGGGAAGUUAUUUCUGAUGAGCAUGGGAUUGAUCCAACUGGCACUUACCAUGGUGAUAGUGAUCUACAGCUUGAGAGAAUAAAUGUCUAUUAUAAUGAAGCUUCAGGUUAGUCCAAUAAUUGUCGUACAAUGCUACAUUUAUCUUUUUUUUUUUUCUACCCUACAAUUUGAUUUUGAAGAUACUUAAGUUAUCUCUUGUUUAUAUUAAUAUUAUAGAAAAAGUUGAAUGUUAUUAUUUUUUAGGAAAAUUUUUAUUUUUUGGAGGGUUUUUUUUGUUUUGUUUAGGGUUCAUUAAUUUAUAUUUAUUUAAUAUUUAGAGGCAACAAGUAGUACAUUAUGACAAUUAAAAAAACAACUUUCUUUAUGUCAGCUCAUGUUAAAUUAUUACAAUUAUAUUUUGACAGGUGGUAAAUAUGUCCCAAGAGCUGUGUUGGUGGAUCUUGAACCUGGUACUAUGGACAGUGUCCGUUCAGGUCCCUUUGGUCAACUAUUUCGGCCAGACAAUUUUGUGUUUGGUCAAUCAGGUGCAGGUAACAAUUGGGCAAAAGGUCACUACACAGAAGGUGCUGAGCUGGUGGAUUCAGUCUUAGAUGUUGUCCGUAAAGAAGCUGAAGGGUGUGACUGCUUACAAGGUAAGAAUGAGAUUUUUAAAAAAACUUAAGCAUUUAUUUCUCUGAUUUAUGUUCAAACAAUUGUUCAUUAUAUAAUUUAUCUCUAACUUGCUUUGAUCUUAAAUUUUGCACUACUUAGGGUUUCAGCUCACUCACUCACUUGGCGGUGGAACUGGUUCGGGAAUGGGGACCCUACUUAUUAGCAAGAUUCGUGAGGAGUAUCCUGAUAGAAUCAUGGUCACCUUCUCUGUUGUACCAUCUCCUAAAGUAAGUCAUUGUUUGCAAUUAAACACCACUGCAUGCGGUUAGAACAGGGGUGGGAAAACGGCGGCCCGGCAACUGAUUAUUAAGUGGCCCUCUAAGGCAUUUUCAGUAUAAAAAACAAUUUUGGUUUUAAUUCUAUAUCUAUAGUAAAAAAAAAAAAAAAAAAAAAAAUAUUUUUUUGAAAUAAAUUGUAGUUUUUUUUUUUUUUUUUUUUUUUUUUUAUUUUAUUUUUUUUUUUAACUGAUUAUUAAGUGGCCCUCUAAGGCAUUUUCAGUAUAAAAAACAAUUUUGGUUUUAAUUCUAUAUCUAUAGUAAAAAAAAAAAAAAAAAAAAAGUAUCUUUUCGCAGUAAAUUGUAGCUUGUGUCAACUCUUUAGCUUGCUAAACCUCCAACUUUAUCUGCGCACAAGAUCACAGAGAUUUGUUUCUUGGUUUUUAAGUGAAGCUUCUGGAUGCUAAAGAUCAAAUUUGAACAGGAAUUUAGUGUAAAAUAGACAUUGCCUAUUAAACAGUUUUUUUUUUACUCAAUUUAAUAUGGUUAACUUGCAGUUACAAUCUGAUAGUCUAAAUUUGAUUAAAACAAAGUCCAAUAUUUCAGCGUUUCUUGCCAGAAUUAAGCAAAUGAAGCAAAACACUGGGCGGUAAGAAUUUUCCCAGUUCCCCAAUUUGUCACAAACUGCUAGGAAGACGACAUUUCAACCUACGUUUAACAUUUAAAUGGCUUCUAUUCAGAUUUUGAAACUAGGUUUGAGGAUGUUUUGACUUAACUAGACAUUAUUAACCCAGGAUAUUUGAAAUUAAACCUAACUAAAUUGAUGCCAAAUGUUGAAAAUUUAUUCUUAAAACAGGUUCAUCCCUCACACUAAAAGCAUUUAUUUUUUGCUUAGUUAUUUUAUGUAGAAGAAAGUUAAUUUUAAUUUGGUUCAUUUUAAUUUGAAUUUAAUUUAUAAAUGUAUAAAACUUAACAUCUUUUUUAUUAAAGUUUUUCACACUACACUUCAUUACUGUUAUAAAUUUAAAUCUUUCAAAGGGAGUAGUACUAUACCGACUGUCAAAAAUACAGUUGAAGUUAAUGAAUUUGCAAAAAAUCAAUAUCGUUUAAUAUCAGGUAAGCAUGGGGUCUACCCAAAACCAAAAAAACAUGGCAAGUGGUCUAUGAGACAACCGUUUGGGAACCUCUGAAUUUAGACAGUACCUAUUACAAUAAUAAGUUAAGGAACAUCCAUAUAGUCAUACAUGCUAUUACAAAAGAUGUUACAGUGGCUAUUAUUCAAGGGGUAAAAAUAACAUUUUGAAACAAUUUUAAUACCCAGGUAUCGGAUACAGUGGUGGAACCAUACAACGCUACUCUGUCAGUUCACCAGCUGGUGGAAAACACAGAUGAAACCUACUGUAUUGACAAUGAAGCACUUUAUGACAUAUGCUUUAGAACUCUAAAGCUGACAACACCAACCUAUGGAGAUCUUAAUCACUUGGUCAGUGCAACCAUGUCAGGAGUUACAACUUGUCUCAGAUUUCCAGGACAGUUAAAUGCAGACUUAAGAAAAUUGGCAGUCAAUAUGGUACCGUUCCCUCGUCUUCACUUCUUCAUGCCUGGGUUUGCACCUCUUACCUCUCGAGGUAGCCAGCAGUACAGGUAAAGAAUGGGUUAUAUAUUCCAAUAUAUACAAUUCUAAAUAAUUUCCACUUAAUUAUUUUCAGUCAAAGCGUGUGCAAAAAUGAACAUAAUUUAAUAAUAUUCUCAAGUAUAUGUUGUUUUUAUUACAUUACAAGGUAUAAUAAUAAUCUACAUUUUCUGGGAAUAUAUUUCAUUUAUAUUCAGAGAAAUUACGAUUGUUGAAUAAGACUACUAAACCCAAAUUAGGUAAAAUUUAUGAUUCUUUUCUAUCAUAUAAUUAUAAUAAAAUGGUAACUUUUAAAAUAUCUGUUCAUUUUUGUUUUUAGGGCCCUCACUGUGCCUGAGCUCACCCAACAGAUGUUCGAUGCUAAGAAUAUGAUGGCUGCCUGUGACCCACGACAUGGACGCUACCUUACUGUUGCAGCAAUAUUCCGUGGUCGUAUGUCCAUGAAGGAGGUAGAUGAGCAAAUGCUCAAUGUCCAAAAUAAAAACUCAUCCUACUUUGUAGAAUGGAUUCCAAACAAUGUGAAGACUGCUGUCUGUGACAUCCCUCCACGAGGCCUCAAGGUAUAGCCUUUUUGGAUAGUUCAUAAAAUUUUUCUCUGAGUAAACUUCCUAAUUUAUCAGACUAAAUUAUAAAUGAUAUUUUAUCUUGCCUUGCUUUAAGAAAAUAUUGCCUUUUAACUGUGAAAUGCUCGGCCCAAAAAGGUAAUAGUUUAAAUUUGGGGUUGGAUAUUGAAAUAGAUUUGUAAAAAUCUGAAAUAUUUUAACAUUACUUGUACAGGUAUUUUGAAUUGUCGAUUACUGUAUUUUCAUCGCUUUUAUCACAGAUGUCAGCAACUUUUAUUGGUAACAGUACUGCAAUACAAGAACUAUUCAAGCGCAUUUCAGAACAAUUUACUGGUAAGUUCCUGAAAGCUUUUUAUAUUGAGUACACCUUGUCCUAAAAUAAAAGAAUAACUUUGGUGAUAAUUGCACUUGCAUAUUAUGUUAUACUUAAAUUAUAAUAUGGAUAAUUUGGUAAUUUCAUAGUCUGAGUAACAAGCUCAGAUGGCUUUUUGCCUACAAAGAGGAUAUGCAAUGUUUUUUGAAGUGCAAAUGAUGUGCACUGCUAUCAAAUAGAGGAUGUUAAUUACUGACCAAUUAUUGGUUUUGAAAAUAUUAGUUCGUUUUUUACUGAAUGAUAAUAUAAGAGAAAUUAUAAACAGUCAAUCAUUAAUUUCAGCUACAACGCAAAUAAUUUUAAAUUAAAAUAUAUGCCUAUUAACAUUGAUAAUAUGGAGUUAGAGGCACUCAUUUAUAUGCAUUAUUUUUUCAGCUAUGUUCCGCCGCAAAGCUUUUCUUCACUGGUAUACUGGGGAAGGUAUGGAUGAAAUGGAAUUCACAGAAGCAGAAUCAAAUAUGAAUGAUUUGAUCUCUGAAUACCAACAAUAUCAAGAUGCUACAGCAGAAGAUGAAGGAGAAUUUGAAGAUGGAGAAGAAGAGGAAGGACAGCUGAACUAAUAAAUUGGCUGUUUCAUUUUACUGUAAUUGCUUUUAGUAAAAGUACUUAUUAAAAUAUAACAAAUUUGAAUCUCAUUUUUAAUGGAAUUUUUUAUAUUAGAUUAGCUUUACAACAUAUUUAACAUAUUUAAGCAAAGAUUCUUCUUCUUUUGAAUAUGAAUUCUUAACAGUUGCCAUGGGUCUUACACAAGAAUGAAGCAGCGGCGUCCCCAAAGAAAAAUAUUUAGUAUGUAGACAUAAUUUGAGGAUAGUGAAUCAUGUGUACUACCAGCAGGAAAUAUUUAUUUAUUUAGGCAUUUUUAUAUAGCGCUUACCUUAAAGCUCUAAGCGCUUUAAAAUUACUGAAAACAUGUAAGCUAAGUAAAAUAAAAAUGAGACACUAGGAUAGUAACUAUUACUAUACUAUAGAAACAAUUAAAAUGGCUAUAAUACGAGGACACUUUGGCAUGAUUUGGCCUAUACUACAGGAUCAACCUGAGACAGAAAAUAUAUUAAGAGCAGUUUAUUUGGAAAUGAUUUCCUUUAAAUAUUUAAGAUAACGAAAAUUGAUUUUAGUUCCCUGUAAAUAUUUUUAUAUUCUUGAAAUCAAUUUUUUAAACUAAAAAUUUUUUUUAGUAAAAAUGACGCAGAGUGAUGUACUUUUUAAAAUAUUUUUUUUCUGGAUGAAGCAUUUUUUGCUCUAUUUUCCAGAUUAUUCCAAUUUUGUAAUAAAAUUUUUUGAACAAAAAUU
Lymnaea stagnalis (great pond snail) is the source of this 7158-nucleotide messenger RNA. Lineage: Eukaryota; Metazoa; Mollusca; Gastropoda; Lymnaeidae. The record is from the annotation of a GenBank genome assembly.